Penicillium soppii is the source of this 1659-nucleotide messenger RNA. Its product is annotated as Amidase. The transcript has 6 exons. The record is from RefSeq and is a predicted model, not a curated record. The coding region runs from base 1 to 1659 and encodes 552 amino acids. NCBI's taxonomy places the organism in Eukaryota, Fungi, Ascomycota, Eurotiomycetes, Eurotiales, Aspergillaceae.
AUGACUGUGGCUCAACAACCCACUUGGCAAGAAUCCGCCCGCCAGGUCCAAGUGGUGCGCGAUCUUUCCAUCAAGCAGGUUGAUCCCGACAUUGCUGCUCUGUCUGAGACAUAUACUGGCAGAAUUAUCGAUGUUCCCCGGGAGCAUCUCACGCAGCCAGAACAAAUCAUCACAGAGACCUCGGCCGAAGCUCUGGUAACUGCUCUUGCAGCGGGCAAACUCAGUGCGACCGCAGUCACAGAGGCUUUUCUUCGGCGGGCGGCAAUUGCUCAAAAGUUGACCAACUGUAUCUACGAGCUUCUCCCUGAACGUGCCAGAGCGCGCGCUCAGGAGCUUGACAAGUAUUUUGCCGAGCAUGGAAAACCGUCAGGUCCCCUCCAUGGUCUACCAAUCAGCAUUAAGGCACAUGUAGGUCUUACAGGACGAGAUCUGGCUGCUGGAUUCGUCGGUUGGCUGAGCCAUACCAGCCCGGGUGAUGCCAAUAUCGUCAAGAUACUUCUGGAUGCCGGUGCAGUUGUGUAUGCGAGGACAACCGAGCCACAGGGACUGAUGGCGCUUGAGACUUGCAGUAAUAUCACAGGCACGACCACGAACCCACAUAACACUGCCCUCACGCCUGGUGGCUCUUCUGGAGGGGAGUCGGCCCUACAAGCUCUUUACGGCAGUCCAUUGGGAAUUGGAUCAGAUAUUGGAGGUAGCAUUCGCUCCCCCGCCGCAAACUGUGGUCUCUACGGGCUGAAGCCAUCGACCGGACGACUACCGCUCAUUGGAUGCUCCGCCUAUGUCCUCGGUUGUGAGACAGUGCUUGGAACACUUGGGCCUAUCUCGCCAACUUUUGGAGGCAUAGAACUCUUCAUGAAGACCGUAAUUGAAUCGAAACCUUGGGUCAAUGACUCCAUGAUGCUUCCAAUUCCAUGGCGGGACCAGGAAGAGCACAUUCACAAAGGUGGAAAGAAGUUGACCGUGGGUGUAAUGUGGACUGACGACGUUGUUACACCCGCCCCAGCGGUGACAAGAGCCUUGAAGGAGAUGGUUGAGCGCCUUGAAGCUGUCGAUAACAUCCAAGUCAUUGAGUGGAAAGCGUAUCAGCAAAAGGAGGCAUUGGAGAUACUUACGAAGCUUUAUGCUCCAGAUGGCGGCAAGGCCUUUGCUAGACACCUAGAAUCUUCGGGCGAGCCCUUCCUGCCGCUCCAGGCUUGGACUCUGCGAGAUACCCCCGGUAUCGAAGAGCUUACCCACCAGGGUGUGUGGGACUGGACAGGCAAACGGGAGUUCUUCCGCUACGCCUAUUUGCAGGAAUGGAACACAGUCGCACCAGAGAUGGACGUCAUAUUGUGUCCUGCAUUCCCGACGCCGGCACCCCUCCAUGAUACUUCGAGAUACUGGGGAUACACGUCUUUGUUCAAUUUACUCGAUUACUCGGCUCUUGUAUUUCCAGUCACGAAAAUUGAUCCCGAAAGAGACGCCAAAGACCCCACUUACACCCCGAAGAACGAAAUGGAUAAAUGGGCGUACGAGCAUUAUGAUCCAGUAAAGCAGAAGGAUGCACCUGUAUCUUUGCAGCUUGUUGCUAAGAAGUUGGAGGAGGAGAAGUUAUUGCAGGCCUUUGGGGAAAUUAAGGAGAAAAUUGGCCUGCCAUUUAUCGAUUGUCUGGCAUAA